UGUAACAGCACCAUCCUAAUUAGCAAGUUUGACAACAAGGUGAAGGUUCGACCUGAGAGAAAGGAGUGCAGAAUUUCAGAGGUAACUUUCUGACCACUAUUAAGAUGGCUGCUACAAUAGUGCAUGAUACCUCAGAGGCCGUGGAACUAUUUGCCCCACAGGGCUUAUUUCUGAAGCCAAUCGCUAAGCUGACUCUUAGCGUAUCACUCCCCCAGCUGAAGCAACCAGGUAAGUCCAUAUCAAACUGGGAGGUGAUGGAGAGACUCAAGUACAUGGUUCACCCUGAGCAGUUUGCUACACUGCGUGUGUCCAAGAGCACAAUGGAUUUUGUUCGCUUUGAAGGGGAAGUUGAAAACAAGAACAUGGUGAAAACCUUCCUGUCCAAACUGGACAGUAAGACAAUUAAGCUCAGUGGCUUCACAGACACCUUAAAAGUACGAGCAGCUGAAGUGAAAAUAGAUUUCCCGACCCGUCACGACUGGGAUUCAUUCUUUCGGGAUGCCAAAGACAUAAAUGAGACUUUACCAGGUGAGAGGCCAGAUACCAUUCAUUUGGAGGGACUGCCAUGCAAGUGGUUUGCCCUGAAAAAUUCCAGUUCAGAGAAGCCAAGUGAUUUCAUCCUGCGCAAGGUAUUUGAAACAUUCGGGGAGAUUCGAAACGUAGACAUUCCAAUGCUCGACCCUUACAGAGAAGAGAUGACUGGGAAGAACUUCCACACCUUCAGCUUUGGGGGUCACUUGAACUUUGAAGCAUACGUGCAGUACCAGGAGUAUAUCGGAUUUGUGAAGGCAAUGGAUGCCCUGAGGGGAAUGAAACUGCUGUACAAAGGGGACGAUGCAAAGGCAGUGGCCUGCAGCAUAAAGGUAACCUUUGACACAACAAAGCACCUGAGUGAUGCUUCCAUCAGGAGGAGACAGAUGGAGAGACAGAAGCUGCAGGAGCUGGAACUGCAGCGAGAAGAGCAAAAACGUCGGGAGAAAGAGGAAGAAGAGCGAAGAAAGGAGGAAGAAAGGAAGCAGAGAGAGCUGGAAGAGCAAGAGCGGGAGAAGAAGAGAGAAGAAAAGGUUAGAAAGAGGGAACAGAAGCAGAAGGAGCGUGAAGAGCGGCGAAAUGUGCGCAAACUGCAACGGGAAGAGCAGAAAAGGCUACAGGAAAAAAUUGCUCUGGAGGAACGAAAACUCCUUUUAGCGCAGAGGAACCUGCAGUCUAUCCGCCUUAUUGCAGAGCUGCUGAGCAGAGCCAAGGUUGGGAAGCAGCAGGAACUGGAAGCAUGCGAAGCAGAGGCAGCCCGUCUGCAUCAGCUGGAGGAGAAGAGGCGGCAGCAAGAAGCCGAGCUCAGGCGGGUGGAAGAAGAGAAAGAGCGUGUGGUGGAGCUGCAGCAGAAGGAGAAGGAGCUGAGGGAGAAGCUGCUGGAGAACCUGAAGCGGAAGGAAGAAAGUGAAAGCCAGCAGUGCAGAGCGGAGCCGAAGGUGGGUUUCGGAGACCGGACGGCUGUGAAUGCAUGCUCAGCGUUGGGAGCAGCCCCUGCACAGGCUGCUACCAGUCUCCUGGCAUAUCCUGGUGCUGUCAGCCAUGGCAAGAAAGUGCCACUUGCUCAGGAAGUCAAUGGAAAGCCAGAUGCAGCUGAAAGAUUCACUGGUGAUUUGGGCCAGAUUCAGCCACAAAGCGACAUCAUUCCUACUUCCCACCCAGGUGCUUGCAAGUCUAUGCAGAGCAAGGAACACAUAACCACUUUACCUAAUAGUAAAGGUUGUUCCCUGCAGGAAUGCAGUGGUAAAAAAGGUAAAUAUCAAAACGGCCCUAGCCAUGCAGAAAAAGAUCUUCAAACCAAUACGGUCAAGAUGGAAGGCAGCCAAAUGCAAAAGGACUUGAAAAGGGCUCACAAAUCCCGACAGAGCAGCACAAGCAGUGAACGCAGUAGAAACUGGAGGGACUCGAGUAGUGAUGGCAGCUGCCAUCAAAGGGAAUGGAGCCGGCACCAAGUCCACUCAAGGAAGGAGAGUGCUCGACGUGGCAGGGACUCGAGCCGGCAGCAGAGCCGCAACUGGAGAGGCUCCAGCAACGAGCGAAGCUGCAGUCGACAAGACCAGAGGCGUGAGGGGAGGCGGUACCGAAGGAAUGCCAGCAGGGAUCGGGUCCGCGUCCGGCAGGGUUCCAGCAGGGAGCGGAACCGCCAACGGAAUCCGAGCAAGGAGCAGAGACGGCGGAGGGGUGCGAGUGGGGAGCGGGACCAUCGUCGGAAAAGCUCGAGCAGGGAGCGUAGCCGUCAUCGUAGGGACACGAGCCGGGAGCGUAGCCAUUAUAAAGACUCCAACACAGGACACAGCCGUCAUCGGAGACCAAUUUCAUUCACAGAAUGAGAAAAGCUAUAUUGUGGAGAAGUUGAACUCCGUCCUUAAACAGCUUUGACAUUUUGACCACUAUUUAUUUGAAGGUAAGGAUUUCAUAGUAUCAAUGGCAUUAAAUCGCAGUCAAAUCAUUUUGAGAGAUCAGUAUUUUCAAAAAGCGUAAAUAAACUACAAAUUACUCUGUCUUCUGGCAGAACACAGAAAAUUGCAGCAAAUGAGACGUGCAAAAGGAAAAAUUUAUUUCGUGCAUUUAAUUGAUGAGAAGAAAGCAACACAAUUCGUGAUGGCUGUGGACCACAGUCAAAUCAGAGAUUGCACUUUGAAAAUAUUUUUAAUUAUUCAUUUGUAGCAAACUAACACACAAUGAGCAUCGUGAGGUUUUUUUAAACACCGCGGUCCCUGUUUUGUACAGCAUCCUUGGCAGACACGAGUGCUCCAUCUCAUUUGCAGUGUUGUGCAUGUUCUGUCCUGUAUAAGACACUUCCUUUGACAUUGUGGGAAUAAAUACGCUUUUGUUUCCAUUUGACUCUUUACUGUCGUUUGCUGACUUCCAAAUGUAUGCUCCUUUGUUUGUUUCCACCAAAUUGCUUGAAAUUGUCCUGUAUUUAUUUUGUAUUUUCUUCCAUACAUGAUUGUGAAUUGUUUGUAACCUUCAGUAAACAAAAGGUUUUUUUGAAA
This is a messenger RNA of Rhincodon typus (whale shark), 3026 nucleotides long. RefSeq names its product A-kinase anchor protein 17A. The record is from RefSeq and is a predicted model, not a curated record. NCBI's taxonomy places the organism in Eukaryota, Metazoa, Chordata, Chondrichthyes, Orectolobiformes, Rhincodontidae. The transcript is spliced from 6 exons. Bases 105 to 2360 code for a protein of 751 amino acids.